Messenger RNA from Rotaria sp. Silwood2, 852 nucleotides. The record is from the annotation of a GenBank genome assembly. NCBI's taxonomy places the organism in Eukaryota, Metazoa, Rotifera, Eurotatoria, Philodinida, Philodinidae.
AUGGAAAAUUCAACAAGUUCACAAAUCAACAAUAGCUCUGAUGAUAAUUUGAUCAAUCAUAAUGAAUAUUUACCAACAAAUGAAGAAUUUGAAACACUAUUAGCGUCAUACUCGGCCGUCAAUGAAAACGAAAAUAUUGAUAUAUUACUUGACGUAAAUUCAAGCGUGACAGGUGAUCCUUUAUAUAUGUCUCUAUUUCGAUCAUUUAAAAAUUAUAUUUUGCUUCUAGAUUUAUCGUUAUGUGGUAGUCAAGGUCAAAAACGACCUUUUGAAGAUAGUCUGAAUAAAGUUAUACAUAAUAAACGUUCUGAUUCAUCCAAUGAUUCUAUUGUUGAUGAUAUUUUGAUUUUAAAACAAAAAUAUAUUGAACUUGAAUCUAAAAUUAAAAAAUUAGAAGAACAUUGGAUGUCAUCAUCAACAAAUUCAGCUAUGGAUCCGAAUUUCGUUGAAAUAUCAAAUGUUUCACGUGAUGAUCAAGAAAAUAUGAAUGUUGAUAAAGGGACAUCUAUGACUGACAUAUUACUUAUACUAAAGAUGGAUGCAAAUAAACUUACGAAAUGUAAUAAAAAGACAGCAACCGCUACGGCGCGAUCUGUAAUCAAAUCUAUGUAUCCUAAUUGUGAUUCCAAUUUUCGAUAUAGUGAUGUCGAUAAGUCCAUUAUUGAUUGCAUCAUCGAAUAUACAAAGUUUUCUAAUCCGAAUGAUAAAGCUUCUGGUACAGAACGUCGUCGAGCCAUUAGCAAUUACUUUGGAUAUUUAACUCAUCAAAGAAAACUCAAAGCUAUGAUGGUUUCGAAUCAAAUUGUUUUAGAACCAAAGAAUGACAAUAAUAAUACCAUAUCUGCAAGCUGA